CGGGGCUCAGGCUGGAAGAAAGGGCGGGACUUCCGGCGGCGGGGAGGAAACCGCCAGCAAGCGCCCAUGGCUUGGUACCCGAAGCUUGUAGGCGUUCCCCUUAAGGCUCAGAGAUUCCACACAGCUGCGUGUCGCUACAAAGCUCGGACGGGUCCCGAGCACCUGUGGCUGAAGCGCCAUCUAAGGGACCCGUUUGUGAAGGCUGCAAAGGUGGAGAGUUACCGCUGCCGCAGCGCCUUCAAGCUCCUGGAGAUGAAUGAGAAGCAUCAUAUCUUGCGACCUGGCCUCCGGGUGCUGGACUGCGGGGCGGCUCCGGGAGCCUGGAGUCAGGUUGCGGUGCAGAGAGUCAAUGCCACAGGCGCAGACUCCAGCUCUCCUGUGGGCUACGUGCUCGGGGUUGAUCUUCUUCACAUAUUCCCUCUGGAAGGAGCAACUUUCCUAUGCCCUGCUGAUGUGACUGACCCCAAAACUUGCCAGAGAAUUUUAGAACUGCUUCCCAGAAGGAGAGCGGACGUGAUUCUCAGUGACAUGGCACCCAACGCCACGGGGAUCCGAGACCUCGAUCACGACAGGCUCAUCAGCUUGUGCCUGACCCUUGUGGGCAUGGCUGCGAAUAUCCUGCAUCCCGGGGGAACACUGCUGUGCAAAACCUGGGCUGGAAGUAAAAGUCACCUGCUACAGAAGAGACUGACCCAGGAAUUCCAGAAUACGAGGGUCGUGAAACCAGAGGCCAGCAGGAAGGAGUCUUCAGAGGUGUAUCUCUUAGCCACGCAGUACCGGGGAGGGAAGGGCUCCACGGAGCAGUGAGUCUGCCCUGCCCUCUGGGGGUGCUUUCCUGAGAGUGUCUGGGAUCGGAACUGUAUUGUGGAUGUGGACAGCACCCCACUAGGCACCUCUUGAGUUUUAAAGAGAUGAAAAAAAUGUAUUUGAGGUUGGUGAAAAAUGAUAAAAGUGGGGCCAGCACGGUG
This is a messenger RNA of Microtus oregoni (creeping vole), 968 nucleotides long. It is a transcript of the gene Mrm2, whose product is annotated as mitochondrial rRNA methyltransferase 2. Gene Ontology annotation, cellular component: mitochondrion. Bases 67 to 807 code for a protein of 246 amino acids. Gene Ontology annotation, biological process: RNA methylation. The record is from RefSeq and is a predicted model, not a curated record. Lineage: Eukaryota; Metazoa; Chordata; Mammalia; Rodentia; Cricetidae. Gene Ontology annotation, molecular function: rRNA (uridine-2'-O-ribose)-methyltransferase activity. The transcript is spliced from 3 exons.